This is a messenger RNA of Oncorhynchus nerka (sockeye salmon), 863 nucleotides long. Its product is annotated as 14 kDa phosphohistidine phosphatase-like. Gene Ontology annotation, cellular component: cytosol. Lineage: Eukaryota; Metazoa; Chordata; Actinopteri; Salmoniformes; Salmonidae. Gene Ontology annotation, biological process: peptidyl-histidine dephosphorylation. Bases 150 to 536 code for a protein of 128 amino acids. The transcript is spliced from 3 exons. Gene Ontology annotation, molecular function: protein histidine phosphatase activity. The record is from RefSeq and is a predicted model, not a curated record.
UAUUUCCGGAAGUGUGAUACAGACCAUUUACCAUAACUGUCCACAUUGAUCAUCGCAGAAAGAAUUAUCUACUAUUUCAAAUUGAAGAAUUAUCAGCUGCGCGAGAUAGAACUCUACGUUCCAUUUCGUGAAAGUAUUUUCGUGAAAAAAUGUGUACUCAAACGAAGGCUGCUGCUCUCAUUGCGAACAUUCCAGAGGCAGAAAUCGACCCGACUGGUGUGUUCAAAUACGUUCUCAUUCGAGUACACAGUAAAGAAGACGGCGACGACUCGAGCGUAGAUAUUGUACGUGGAUAUGCCUGGGCCGAAUAUCAUGCUGAUAUCUAUGACAAGGUAGCAGAGGAGCUUGAGAAAGGAGGGCACCUAGAUUGUGAAUGUAUUGGAGGAGGAAGGAUUAAGCAUGACUGCCAGUCAAAGAAGAUCCACGUCUAUGGCUACUCCAUGGGCUUCGGAAAAGCAAAUCACGCUGUUUCCACAGAGAAACUGAAGGUGCGCUACCCUAAAUACGAGAUCACCUGGGCUGAUGAGGGAUAUUGACCUACACUGGACCUGUCUUGGUUCAGGCCAAUCUCCUUUCUGUGUCAAUAAGUGUGGGCCAAUAGUACACAGCAGAACCUCAGUGGCAUCACAUUAUGUGAGAUCUGAAGACAAACCUGUCAGUACAAAGCUGAAACUGGGACUAAGACUGACACAGUACCUAGUUGCUGACUAAUAUAGCCAGAACAACAGUGCUUGAUUUUCUAUUUUGUUUCAGUGAAACAAUAGAUGGAAAACAUAUUACCUAACAGAAGUCGUUUUAUGUUUAAACAUAAAAUGAAUAAAUGCUUGCGUUGAUUUAAUAAAUGGUAAUGUAUGCUUUAUUAA